AUGAAGACUGACUAUAAGUUUUCCAACUUACUGGGGACAGUCUAUCGCAAGGGCAAUCUGCUCUUCACUCCCGAUGGCACCUGCUUGCUUUCGCCGGUAGGCAAUCGUGUCACGGUCUUUGAUCUUGUACACAACACAUCGUAUACUCUUCCUUUUGCGCACCGCAAAAACAUUGUUCGCCUUGAUCUCACACCACGAGGAAAUCUCUUGCUCACCGUCGAUGAAGAUGGGAAGGCCAUUUUGACCAAUUUCAAUCGGCGUAUUGCGAUUCACCAUUUCACCUUCAAGGGCAAAGUCUCCGCUCUGAAAUUCUCUCCCUCCGGUCGUCAUUUCGCCGUGGCUGUUGGUAGGCGGCUUCAGCUGUGGCAGACCCCGUCCACUCCCGGCACCGAAACCAAUGGCGAAAUAGAAUUUGCUCCUUUCGUGUUGCAUCGUGAAUUGACCGGCCAUUUCGACGAAGUUCAGAAUAUCGAGUGGUCGAGCGAUUCGCGCUUCCUGCUUACGGCAUCAAAGGAUUUGACGGCACGAGUAUGGAGCCUGGAUCCUGAGGAUGGCUUCGAGCCUACAACCUUGACAGGACACAGAUAUGGUGUCGUGGGUGCAUGGUUUGAUGCCAAUCAAGAGCUGAUCUACACUGUUAGUCAGGAUGGUGCUCUUUUCCGCUGGGAGUAUCUGACCAAGAAGGAUCUGGAGACGGGGGAGGAUAUCGCGUCGGCGCGCUGGCGGAUCACGAAAAAGAACUUCUUCAUGCAGAAUGACGCGAAAGUCAACUGUGCCACUUUCCACGCGAAGUCGAACUUACUGGUGGUUGGAUUCUCGAAUGGACUCUUUGGACUUUAUGAUUUGCCAGAAUUCAACACCAUCCAUCUCCUCAGUGUCUCUCAAAGCAAUAUCGAUGUUGUGACGAUUAACCAAUCAGGCGAGUGGCUCGCCUUUGGAUCGUCCAAAUUCGGUCAAUUGCUUGUGUGGGAAUGGCAGUCCGAGUCAUACAUCCUUAAACAGCAGGGCCAUCUUGACUCUAUGAACGCAAUUGCCUACUCUCCCGAUGGACAGAAGAUUGUCACUACCGCUGACGAUGGCAAGGUGAAGGUAUGGGAUGUGAAAUCGGGAUUCUGUAUCGUUACCUUCACGGAGCAUCAGAGCGGAGUGACUGCAUGCCAAUUUGCCAAAAAGGGCAAUGUGCUGUUCACAGCCUCUUUGGAUGGUUCCAUUCGUGCUUGGGAUCUCAUCAGAUAUCGCAAUUUCCGCACUUUCACUGCACCUACCCGCCUUUCCUUUUCCUCUUUGGCUGUUGACCCAAGUGGCGAAGUCGUGUGCGCCGGUUCCUUGGACGACUUCGACAUCCACGUGUGGUCUGUACAAACCGGACAAUAUCUCGACCAGCUCAAUGGUCAUGAGGCGCCUGUGUCCAGCCUUGCCUUUGCCGCCGAUGGUAACCAUCUGGUCAGCGGCAGUUGGGACCACACAGUUCGAGUGUGGAGCAUCUUUGGCCGUGCUCAGACCAGCGAGCCUCUCCAGCUCCAGUCCGAUGUGCUAAGCGUCUCCUUCCGGCCUGAUGGAUUGCAAAUCGCGGCCUCGACUCUGGAUGGUCAACUAUCCUUUUGGAAUGUCUUUGAAGCCGUUCAAGAAGGUGGCCUUGACGGACGUCGCGAUGUUUCCGGUGGGCGAAAACUCUCUGAUAGACGCACAGCCGCCAACUCCGCCGGGACUAAGUCUUUCAGUCGUAUCACCUACAGUGCGGAUGGCAGCUGUGUCCUCGCAGCUGGAAAUAGCAAAUAUAUCUGUCUGUACGACGUGACAACGGGAUCUCUCAUCAAAAAGUUUACUGUUUCAGUAAACACGUCCCUGGAUGGCACGCAAGAAUACCUGAACAGCGGCGACCUCACUGAAGCCGGCCCACGCGGUCUUAUUGACGAGUCAGGGGAGAUGUCGGACAAGGAAGACCGAAUUGAUCGAUCUCUUCCUGGCGCACACCGUGGGGAUCCUGGUGUUCGAAGUGUUCGUCCGGAGGUACGAGUGACGUCGGUAGAUUUCUCACCCAGCGGUCGCUCAUUCUGUGCGGCUUCGACUGAGGGUCUUCUCAUCUACAGUCUGGACACUGACUUUGUGUUUGAUCCCUUUGACCUGGAUAUCACCAUCACACCGUCGACCAUCCUUUCUACCCUGGACGCUGCCAAGACGGCCGCCGUAUCUGGUUCAUUGGAUGAUGACAACACUUUCCUGAAGGCUUUCAUCAUGGCCUUCCGUCUGAACGAAUCAAAGCUUCUACGGGCAGUCUACGAAGCCAUUCCACCAUCCGAUAUUCCACACGUGGUUAGGUCUGUACCUAGUGUUUAUCUGCCCCGCCUCCUACGCUUUGUUGCACAUGCGGCCGACGAAACUCCGCACUUGGAGUUCAAUCUCCUGUGGAUCGAGUCUCUUUUCAGCUCUCACGGUCGCUAUCUCAAAGACAAUUCCGGAACUUUUGCGCCGGAGCUGCGUGCGGUCCAGAGAGCCGUUGAUGAAAUCCGGGAAAAUCUUAAACGACUUACGGAGAAGAACGUUUAUGACCUGAAUUAUCUCCUCUCGAAGCCUGUUCUCGCCGACAAAAAACCACCAACAUCCCUGCUUACCCUCGACAAUGCUGAAGAGGAAGCUGACGAUCAGAUGGUUGCAGCGUCCGAUGAUGAGGAAGGUUCAUGGAUCGGUUUGGAAUGA
Penicillium diatomitis is the source of this 2697-nucleotide messenger RNA. Its product is annotated as snoRNA-binding rRNA-processing protein PWP2. Gene Ontology annotation, biological process: maturation of SSU-rRNA from tricistronic rRNA transcript (SSU-rRNA, 5.8S rRNA, LSU-rRNA); ribosomal small subunit assembly. The record is from RefSeq and is a predicted model, not a curated record. Gene Ontology annotation, molecular function: protein binding. Lineage: Eukaryota; Fungi; Ascomycota; Eurotiomycetes; Eurotiales; Aspergillaceae. Bases 1 to 2697 code for a protein of 898 amino acids. The transcript is spliced from 5 exons. Gene Ontology annotation, cellular component: small-subunit processome; Pwp2p-containing subcomplex of 90S preribosome.